Molecule: messenger RNA, 1725 nt
Organism: Condylostylus longicornis
Lineage: Eukaryota; Metazoa; Arthropoda; Insecta; Diptera; Dolichopodidae
Product: transcription factor glial cells missing-like
Exons: 6
Coding region: 1-1725 (574 amino acids)
Biological process (GO): regulation of transcription by RNA polymerase II; gliogenesis
Cellular component (GO): nucleus
Molecular function (GO): RNA polymerase II cis-regulatory region sequence-specific DNA binding; DNA-binding transcription activator activity, RNA polymerase II-specific
Source: RefSeq, a predicted model, not a curated record
AUGUAUUCUUCUUGUGUUUGUGUUAAAUUUUUUGUGCAAUUACACCAACGUUUAUUGUUUUGGAUAAAUAAAACAGAGGAACAAAAGAGUAAUAAUUACAAUAGUAAUGUGAUAAUUAUUGAUAAUACAACAACAAAAUCACGUAUUAAUAUUGAUUGGGAUAUUAAUGAUACAUCGGUACCAUUAACAACAAUUUUUGAUGAUUUUUGUGAAUGGUCAAAUGGUCAUUGCCGUUUAAUAUAUUCAUCAUUAAAUGAUGAUGCUAAAAAACAUUCAUCUGGUUGGGCAAUGCGUAAUACAAAUAAUCAUAAUGUUAAUAUAUUAAAAAAAAGUUGUUUAGGUGUAUUAUUAUGUUCAGCAAAAUGUAAAUUACCAAAUGGUGAAAGAGUACAUUUAAGACCAGCAAUAUGUGAUAAAGCAAGAAGAAAACAACAAGGAAAAAAUUGUCCAAAUAGAAAUUGUACUGGACGCUUAGUUAUACAACCAUGUCGUGGUCAUUGUGGUUAUCCGGUAACACAUUUUUGGCGACAAGCUGGUAAUGCAAUUUUUUUUCAAGCUAAAGGUACACAUGAUCAUCCAAGACCUGAAGCAAAAGGAUCAUCAGAAUCAAGAAGAAUAUUAGGAUUAACUGGUCGUCGUGUUAGAAGUUUAGCUGUAUUAUUAGCACAAGAUUCAGCAAUAAAUAAUAAAAUACGUAGUUUGAGAGGACCAAAUAAACGUAAUAAAAAAAUUCAGAAUGAAUUGCAAAUACAAAAUUAUGUUUAUGUCCAACACAAUCAAUGUGUAUUUCAACAAAAUCAACAAUCUAAUAAUAAUUUAUUAAAUUUAGAUACAAAUUUAACAUCCGUCCAAACAUCAUCAACUAAUUCUAUACCAAAUUAUAUUAAUCAUAAUUCAAUUAACACUACAAGUAAUUAUUAUCACAAUCAGCAGCAUGAGCAUAAUCAACUUCAACAACAAUCAAGUCAACAGUCUUCUGAUAACAAUUAUGGAAAUAAUGAAAACUUUUAUUAUAAUAAUAAUGACUUAUUAAGUCAUACAGCAUCAACACCAGCAACGUCAUCAAAUUUAUCAAAUUUAAACAAAUGUUUAUCUGGAAUUAAUGUUGAAGAAAAUUCUCCUUUAAUUACAAUAAGACCAUCAGUAGAGGAUUCAAAUAAUUUUAUAACAUUGAAUUCAAAUCGUAAUUUAUCAAAUCAUAUUUCUAUGAAAUAUGAAAGUUAUGAUGAUAAUUCUAGUUUAACAAGUAAUUCUAGUAUAUAUGAUGAUGUAUUUUAUCAAGGAGUUACAAAAACAACAAAUACAACAAUAGAAUCAACAGCAGGAUAUAAUAAUCCUAAAAAUAUUAUAAAUUGUAAUAAUGGAAAUUGCGAUAAUUUAUGUAAUCAAAAUUUUAUACAACAACAAUAUGAAUAUAAUUUAUCGUCUAUGUCACCGUCGACAUCAUCAACAACUUUAUUACAUAAUGAUUCAAUUUACAACAAUAAUAAUUAUGAUCAUAUUAAUUAUAAUUCAUCAUCAGCUUCAUCUAGUCCUGAAUAUUAUUAUAGUAAUUCAGGUAGAAAUAAUAUAUGGAAUAUACAAAUGGAUACACAAUCAAAUUCAAAUGGAAAUACAUUAUCAUCAUCGGGAUCAUGUAAUAAUAAUAUUAAUAAUAGUAAUAAUGAUUACCAACAUUCGACAACUUUAUCACAAUUUGCAGAUGUCGGAAUUAAUGUAUUUUAA